This is a messenger RNA of Theobroma umbraticum, 3256 nucleotides long. RefSeq names its product WAT1-related protein At1g68170-like. The record is from RefSeq and is a predicted model, not a curated record. Lineage: Eukaryota; Viridiplantae; Streptophyta; Magnoliopsida; Malvales; Malvaceae. Gene Ontology annotation, cellular component: membrane. Gene Ontology annotation, molecular function: transmembrane transporter activity.
AGCUAGCUACUUACCAUCUGAUCUCUGGGGUUUGUGAAUUGCUGUGUUCAGCGGAGAAACAGAAGCAAACGACAAAACAAAAGCUUUCAAAUACAGGAUAUCUUUCUACCUCAGUUUUUGGUCUUUGGUGAUCAUUAACAAAAAAACAAAAUGAUGGGGCAGAUUGUUAACAUUUUGCAUGUAUUAAAGCCUGCAAUGUUGAUGGUGGUGGUUCAGGUUGUGUUUGCUGGGGUUAAUGUGCUGUAUAAAUUGGCUGCAAAUGAUGGAAUGAGCUUGAGGAUUAUCGUUGCUUAUAGGUUCAUAUUUGCCACGGCUGUCAUGAUCCCUCUUGCUCUCAUUCUUGAAAGGAAGAGGCCGAAACUGACAUGCACUGUACUGAUUCAAGCAUUCUUCUGUGGGUUACUCGGGGGCUCACUAUCUCAAAAUUUGUACAUAGAAAGCCUGACCUUAACAUCUGCAACAUUUGUUUCUGCCAUGACUAAUCUCAUUCCAGCCAUAACUUUCAUCAUGGCCAUCACUAUUGGAUUGGAAAAGCUAGCUUUUGGAACAAUGGCAGGGAAGGCAAAGGUGUUGGGAACAGUGAUUGGAAUCGGUGGGGCAAUGCUGCUCACGUUUUACAAAGGAUUCCAAAUUAAUAUGGGAUCGAACCAUCUUGACCUUCUACGUCAUGGGCGCCACGGGGCUUCAUCACAUGCAGGCUCUGCCCAUCAGCUAUUGGGCGCUUUGCUGGCUCUCGGCAGCUGUGUCGCUUACGCCCUGUGGUUGAACAUUCAGGCUAAGAUGAGUGAGAAAUACCCAUGUUAUUACUCAAGCACGGCAUUGAUAUGCGUAAUGGGAGCCAUCCAAGCCGUGGUCUUUGCACUUUGCACGGAAAAAGAUAUGAGUCAGUGGAAAUUAGGUUGGAAUAUCAGGCUUCUCACUGUUGCCUACGGGGGAAUAUUAGCAUCUGGUUUGAUCUUUAGCUUGAUCUCUUGGUGUGUGCGCAUGAGAGGUCCGCUUUAUGCAUCUGUUUUUAACCCUUUGAUGCUCGUCUUGGUAGCCUUUGCAGGCUCAUUGUUUCUUGAAGAAAAGCUCUAUCUUGGAAGCAUAAUAGGAGCGGUGCUAAUUGUGUUGGGGCUGUAUGUGGUGCUGUGGGGUAAAGGCGAGGAGAUGAAGAAGAUGAAUCAGUUAGUCCCCUCAGCAGGCUCCCCUCAAAAUGAACCCAUCGAGAUCAUUGUCACUUCUUCAGCUGAUAACACUUCCAAUAACAAUAAUGUUAUUGCUAGUAAAGAUUCACCAAAAAAGAAAAUGGGGAAGGUGAGCACGAUUUUACAAGGGUUAAAGCCUGCAAUGGUGAUGGUGGUGGUUCAAACCACAUUCGCUGGAAUGAAUCUGUUGUAUAAGUUGGCAGCAAAUGAUGGCAUGAGCUUGAGGAUUCUCACUGCCUAUAGAUUCGUCUUUGCAGUUCCUGCCAUGGUUCCUCUUGCUCUCCUUGUUGAAAGGAAGAGGCCAACACUGACUUGGGCCAUACUCUUCCAAGCAUUUCUUUGUGGGUUAUUUGGGGGAGCACUAUCGCAGAAUUUGUACAUAGCAAGCCUAGCUCUAACAUCUGCAACAUUUGUUUCUGCCAUGACCAAUCUCAUUCCAGUCACAACCUUCAUAUUUGCUGUUUCUCUUAGAAUGGAAAAGCUAGCUUUUGGAACAAUGGCAGGAAAGGCAAAAGUCCUUGGGACAUUAAUAGGAAUAGGAGGGGCAAUGCUUCUCACAUUUUACAAAGGAGUACAGAUCAAGAUGUGGUCAACUCAAAUUGACCUUGUGCAUCAUGGAGGCCAUGGGGCUUUCCAUUCAGCUUCUGCCCAUACUCUGUGGGGCGCCUUGCUGGCUUUUACCAGCUGCAUCACUUACACUUUGUGGUUGAUCGUUCAGGCUAAGAUGAGUAAAAAAUACCCAUGCCCUUACUCGACUACAGCUUUGAUGUGUGUAAUGGGAGCAAUACAAUCAAUUGUUUAUGCACUUUGCACAGAAAGAGAUUGGAGCCAGUGGAAACUAGGAUGGAAUAUUAGGCUUCUCACUGUUGCUUAUGCGGGAAUUGUAGUGUCUGGAUUGACAUGUGUUAUGGUCUGUUGGUGUGUCCGCAUCAAAGGCCCUCUCUAUGGAUCUAUUUUCAACCCUCUAAUGGUUGUUUUAGUUGCUUCGGUGGAGACUUUGUUUUUAGGAGCAAAGCUGUAUCUGGGAAGUAUAAUGGGAGCAGUGCUAAUAGUGCUGGGGCUGUAUGUUGUGCUUUGGGGUAAAGGCAAGGAGAUGGAGAAGGUAGCAGCGUCAAGCAAAGAAGGGCCAUCAACAAGAUCCCCCCCAGGUGAUGAAUCCACCGAGAUCACUGUCAACUCUCCAAAUGGCAACAGAUCUAAUAACAAUCAAAACAACGUGUAGACCCGCCAAGGUUUCACCUAGUGGAAAGGAAAUAUGAAGGUGACGGAAAGAUAAAAGGAGAAGCUAGCAGACAGAAACACAAGAACCUUGAAUGAACUUGUUAGAGUUCGUGGUUGACAAUCAAUAAUUGGUUCAGUCAAACUACAUCAAUUUUGGCAAUUUUUGAUUCAUUACAGAAAUCCUUAUGCCAUUGUAAGUAAUUUUAUCUUUAAAUAUCGUUUUCCUAUGCAAGAGCCAACAUUUGUUGGAGCUGUUACUGUAUUAGGAAAUUCAAAGUAGGCGGCUGCCACCGCUUGGGAAGGCCCGUGUGGGGCUUGGCCGCUAUCACUCACAUGGCAGAUAAGUAGUUCAAUGCAAUUUAAUGGGUAAAUUUCAAUCUGUCGCUUCUAUAAAUAAAAACAACCCCAAGAUUGAAACAAGCAUUCCUUCCUCAAUAUCCUGAUCACAAGGAAAAGAAAAACAAAGCACGGAAAGAAAAAAACGGUGAUGAUGAAGAAGAAGAUGAUAGUUGCAGUCCUUAUUUUCUGCAUCAUCACUUCACAAAUGGAAAACGUCGAGCCACAGGUUGACUGCUAUGACGCUUGUUCCACUGGCUGCGUACAGAGCAACACGAGGCUUAUGCAGCGUUGUGAACGAAAGUGCCAGAUAAAGUGCGGUCCAGAUUCCAAGCUAGAAGGGAACUUGGGUUAGCUCUUGGAACAUAAGGGGGCAUCGAGAGUGCAUCGAAUCAACAUGUAUUUUGAUCUUUAUCGACUUGAUGCCAUUGAAUAAAGCAUAAUGCUUCCAUGGAAGAAAUCAAGUUAGAUUAUGUACCCACAAGGAAAUAAAAAUUAACUCUUUUAAUUUA